Messenger RNA from Trachemys scripta elegans, 730 nucleotides. It is a transcript of the gene SLC25A17, whose product is annotated as solute carrier family 25 member 17. NCBI's taxonomy places the organism in Eukaryota, Metazoa, Chordata, Testudines, Emydidae. Gene Ontology annotation, biological process: transmembrane transport. Gene Ontology annotation, cellular component: peroxisomal membrane. The record is from RefSeq and is a predicted model, not a curated record. Gene Ontology annotation, molecular function: FAD transmembrane transporter activity; coenzyme A transmembrane transporter activity; NAD transmembrane transporter activity.
GAUCACGUGCGCGGGGGAAGCCAUGGAGCGGGAGGACGGGGCGGCGGGAGCGGGGUUCCCCUUCUCGCCCGCUGACUCCUGUCCCGCUCGGUCGCCGGCGAAGUUUGCGGCUGACCCCGCAGGAGCAGCAGCCAUGGCGGCGGUGUCCUCCUACGAGAGCUUGGUCCAUGCCGUGGCCGGGGCUGUGGGCAGUGUGACUGCAAUGACAGUAUUUUUUCCUUUGGAUACAGCUAGACUUAGACUUCAGGUUGAUGAGAAACGCAAGUCCAAGACAACUCACACAGUGCUACUGGAGAUAAUCAAAGAAGAAGGCCUCCUGGCACCAUAUCGAGGGUGGUUCCCUGUUAUUUCCAGCCUCUGCUGCUCCAAUUUUGUCUAUUUUUAUACAUUUAACAGUCUCAAAGCUCUCUGGGUCAAAGGCCAACAUUCAACCACAGGAAAAGAUUUGGUCUUGGGGUUUGUUGCAGGUGUCGUGAACGUACUCUUGACCACUCCACUCUGGGUCGUGAACACACGACUGAAACUGCAGGGAGCAAAGUUUAGAAAUGAAGAUAUUGUACCAACCAACUACAAGGGCAUUGUGGAUGCCUUUCAUCAGAUAAUAAGGGAUGAAGGAGUCUUGGCUUUGUGGAAUGGUACUUUCCCCUCCUUGCUGCUGGUCUUCAAUCCUGCCAUACAGUUCAUGUUCUAUGAAGGGUUUAAACGAAAGCUUUUGAAGACACGACUGCAG